AUGGGCGUACAACUUCCCGAACUGCAGUUCACUCCCCUGGAGGAUAUCCCCGGGCGCGCCUCCAUCGCCCGUAAGGCCUUCUUGGAGCACAAGACCCGCGAUGUCGAGUUUCGCCUCGUCCAGCUGCGGAAGCUCUACUGGGCCAUCAAGGACCACGAGGAGGAGAUCGUCGAAGCAUGCGCCCAAGAUCUGCACAAGCCACGCUUCGAGGCCGAGGUUGCAGAGAGCGGAUGGCUCCUCAACGACAUCGUUUUCACCAGUCGCAAUCUUCACAAAUGGGUCAAGGAUGAGAAGGCUCCCGAUAUCGAACUUUCCUUCAAAUUCAUGAGCCCCAAGAUCAGAAAGGACCCGCUCGGUACUGUGUUGGUUAUUGGUGCCUUCAACUUCCCCUUCCAGCUGACUCUCGGACCCGUCAUUGGCGCCAUCGCCGCCGGAAACACCGUCAUCAUCAAACCCAGUGAGAAUGCGCCCCGCAGUGCUGCUGUCAUGCAGAAGAUCUGUGAGGCCGCUCUCGACCCCUCCUGCUACCCCGUUAUCCAGGGUGGAGUUCCCGAGACCCAGGCUCUGCUGGCCGAGCGAUGGGAUAAGAUUUUCUUCACCGGCGGUGCGACUGUUGGUCGUAUCAUCGCGAAGGCCGCUGCCCCGCAUCUGACCCCCGUUGUUCUCGAGCUGGGUGGUAUCAACCCGGCCAUUGUUACCAAAAACGCUGACCCGCGCCUGGUGGCACGUCGCAUGCUGUGGGGUAAGCUCAUGAACGCCGGUCAGGUGUGUACUUCCCAGAACUACCUGCUGGUUGACAAGUCGCUCGUGUCCCGGGUUGUCGAGGAGUUCAAGAAGGCCUAUAAGGAGUUCUACCCCAAGGGUGCCAAAGAAUCCCCCGAUUACUCGCGCAUUGUCAAUAUUGCCGCUUUCCAGCGUCUCAAGGGCAUGCUGGAUAACACCAAGGGCAAGAUCCUGAUGGGAGGUACCAUGGACGAGAAGGAGCUCUUCAUUGAGCCUACCGUUGUCCAGGUUGAGUCGGUCGACGACUCACUGUGCACCCAGGAAAGUUUCGGUCCCUUCAUUCCUAUCCUCCCCGUUGAGAACUUGGAUGAGGCCAUCAACCUCGCCAACGGCGUCCAGAGCACCCCGCUGGGUCUAUACCCCUUCGGUAACAAGGCCGAUAUUGCGAAGAUUUUGAGCUCCACUCGCUCCGGUGGUGUCUCUUGCAAUGACGCCGCCCUCCACGUGCCAACCCUGCCCUUCGGUGGUGUUGGUGAGAGUGGCUACGGUGCCUACCGAGGCCGCUCCAGUUUCGAUGUUUGGGUGCACCGUCGCCCCAUCACAUCCAGCCCUGGCUGGCUCGAAGCUAUUCUGUCCAUUCGUUACCCGCCUUAUGCUGGCAAGCUGAGCAAAUUCAAGGCAGCCAGCGCCUUGGCCCCCGACUUUGACCGAGACGGCAAGAAGGUUACCCUGGGCUGGCUGCGCUAUUUCCUCACUCUGGGUGGAGGAAGCGCGAAGUCCGGUGCCGGCCGUGCUGCAGUCGUUGCUGCCAGUGAGUAA
This is a messenger RNA of Penicillium waksmanii, 1542 nucleotides long. Its product is annotated as hexadecenal dehydrogenase. Gene Ontology annotation, molecular function: aldehyde dehydrogenase (NAD+) activity. The record is from RefSeq and is a predicted model, not a curated record. Gene Ontology annotation, biological process: aldehyde metabolic process. NCBI's taxonomy places the organism in Eukaryota, Fungi, Ascomycota, Eurotiomycetes, Eurotiales, Aspergillaceae. The transcript has 4 exons. Bases 1 to 1542 code for a protein of 513 amino acids. Gene Ontology annotation, cellular component: cytoplasm.